AAUGGCCAGUCUCCGUGAAGAUCACCAUCCUCCGUGAAUUAAGUUCACGCGAGGAUGUACAAGUCGAAGGAUGGGGUAAUGGUUACAUAAUAAUUACGCGCAGCCGGAGGGAAAGGAAACUGUUUAGUCGAGCAUGUAUUUAUUCUUAAUCACAACUUAUUGCCCCGUUCGAGAAUAAUCGGGGGCAGCUGUUGCGAUCGUUUUUCAUCGACAGAACUGGUAUUAAUGUCAGCGAUUUCGCUUCAAGGUUUCGAUUACGAAAAUCAACGCGAUCCGAUGGUGGAGACCAGUCGCGACUGAAACUCGUUCUCGUUUGCAACCAGGAGAAGCCCGUUCCGUACACUUUAUCACGGAUUACCCGUGCAGAAAUUCGUCGCCGCUCUUUUCUACCAUUUUGUGACACACCGAACGGACGCGUUUCUCUUUUUUCUUUUUUUUCCUUUCGGCUGCGCGCGCCCGGGACCCACUCGCAAAUUAGUUCGAGUUACUUCCGGUUGGCAUAAUUCCUCCGCCGGAACAGAAAUGGACGUUGACACAACGCGAAACGGUGUGGCUGGAAGAAAAGAGUACGCUGCAACACGGCUUCCAAGGAACCUGGACAUCGAGCGGUACUCGAGAGGAAUCCCGAAGCAUCGUAGAUACAAAAUCGUGCGACGCUCGGCACAAUAACUUCCGGUGAGAGAGGGAGUUAAAUACGAUACAUGGCUUGACACAAUUUCAAACGCGUACGCGUUCCGAUCGUUCGCCGCAGAUUCUGCAGUUUAUUACAAAUCGAAGAUACGACGAUCCUGAGCCGUCCUCUAUCCACUUCCAUUUCUCCUGCCAGCGCUGCACUUAUUCUCGUUUACCCGCAGCUCAACGGCGAUACAGGAUUAACAGAAGGACACGUGUCCUUUAAGAUCCUCUUCACUCCUUUUUACGAUUCUCCUCGAACGAAUAAAGGAACGAACGUGGUUCAAUUAACGCGAUUACUAUCUUCUGGAAUCUCCGGCGGUAACGUUAAAAUUUUCAUUCGAACGAGCAAGCCGGGUAGCUGUUUUUCUUUUCUUUCUUUCUUUUUUCUGAGAUUUUUAACUAACCUCGUGGAAAAAUCAACCGACCGCUCGGUUCGCCUAAGUGGUCGUCGGGAAAGAAAGAAAAAGAGAAGAGAGAAUCAAGAAGGGUGGACCUUUCGAGGAUGAGACGGAAGUAGCGGGGAGAAUAUUCAUGAAAAACACUGGAAACCUGUAAGUUUCAAAGGAUUUCUCCCUUUAUCAUUUAAAGCAGGGAGAAGGUAACACGCGCGACGAGGAAACUGAACCUCGUGAAUUUCGCUGUCGCAUGCAAAUAAAGCGUUUCGAAGCGUGUCCGGUAGUCGAGCUGAAAACUUUCAAACACCUAUGCCAGCGCGCUUAAUUGAUAAUUAAGCAGCCGAGAGAAAGAGAGAAAGAGGACGAUUUCCUCGUCGAAAGUAACCGGCUGAAGUUCACGGGGAAAACAAUCUUCCGCUCGAACAGAGAUAGUCGGGUGCAAAAAUUCAAUUGCGCCGCUGAAUCACAAAGGGGAAAGAAAUCUCGUUGAACGGCAGCAGGAAAAUGGUUUUGUCCCGUUGUUUGCUUGAGCAGGUCAGUUCCGGUUUAUAAUCGAGCGACUAUCAAAUCUGUGAUUCGUUUUCUUUACGCUGUUGAUAAAAAGGUGAAAGGAAAUCGGGACGAACAAUAGCUCGUUGCGUUCGAUCGGUUCCUCGACUAAUACGAAUCGAAGAGCUCAAGUUUAAUAGAAAACUCGCAGGGAAAUCGGUUACAACACUCGUUAGAUAAGAUCGACAAACGAGAGACUUCCUCUCUUAUCCUCGAGUGUCCGAUUGAAACGUAAGGAAAAAGAUUAGAUCGAUAAGAAGAGGUAAACGGCAAAUUGCCACGCUGAUCGUGCAACUGGGAUCGCAAGACGAGAGGAUCGCGCGCAAAGGAUCCCCCUUUUUCUUCAAAACGGUGGAAAGGAAUUCACGAAACACGGCGAACCAGUACGGGGUACACUACACGGGCUCGUACGCGUACAGCAACGGGGCACCGAGUGUGUACAGUGGUUACCCGACGAACGGCGGCUUCGCCCAGCAGCCUCAUCUCCAUGAAGAUUAUCGGCCGAUUUACUUUUACGUAGCCCAACCGUAUACCAUCCCGUAUACGUUCGCCAAGAGGCCGAGACCGUCGUCUCUGUCGAGGCCCGGCAAACAGCCUCGCAACAGCAACUGUCGCGUGAAAUUCUCCAAGAGGCUCGCCAACCACGAUUUCUCGGAGAAGGUGAAGCGGGGCGAGUUCUCGAGGAGUUUGAACCAGGUGCAUUUCGUCGAGAACCAAGGGCAAGUGAUCUCGAACUAUCCGAAGGCUGGCUUGCCUCGUGACCCGAGGAUGACGUCGAUGUUUCGAAGAGGUACCAUCUUCGCCACCUUCUUCCUAUCGUUGCUCGGCGGAGGGUUGGUUUGCGCCGCCCUGGUAACCCAACACUGGGUCGAGGCGCGACCUUUGAGAACGUUGAAUCCUCAGGUCAGCUCCGGACGGGUUCACUUUGGUCUUCUUCAGGGGAAGAAGGAAUUGAACGUCGGCUACGGUUGGAGGACCUACCACAUCUCCGUACCUCAGAUGAUCAAACAAGAUCCUACGGUGAUGUCCUGGGGACUUUGGAUUAGCACGUUAACGACAACUUCGGCGGCUCUUGUCACCGCGGGCUUAGCUGCUCUCCUGGCUGUUUUGAACACGGCCACCUCGCCGAGAUCGAAAAUCCUCUCGGAUCCAGGAGUAUACUUCGUAAACGUUCUAACGCUGCUAAUGUGCCUGGCAAGUACGAGCACAUGGUUGGCACAAUAUUACACGAAGCUGUACUUCAACGUGCUUCUAAAGGAGGACAUCGACAAUAUGUGGACCAGCGAAGGCUCAGCUGAGUUGGGUUAUUCAUUUUGGCUGGUCGUGUGCGCUGGUGUGGUACAUUUAAUCAGCAUAGCAUUAGUCGGCUGGGGCUCGGGACGGGACAAGAUCGAACGUCUCGAGACAAUUCCGGCGCUAGAGGAAAAGACAGCCGCGGCAAUAAUGCUGUAUUGAAUCCCAUCGCUGUUGGGACGAACGUUCAAAGGGAAGAACGGAUCCAUUACAGAAAUGAAACAGCGCUGCGAGAUGUUGGCGCAACAAUGGAAGGAGAGCAUCGAACGAGAAAAGCAAAGUACAUUUCCCUCGUUCAACCGGUGUGUUCUGUGAAGUUCCUACGUGUUGGCAUUUCUGUUUAUGAACGGACCAGCGUUAAAUACUCUUCGAGUUCUGCAGAUUUAUUACGCAUAAGUUGGAGGUUUGUAAGAUUUAAUUGCAUUUAACGCGUGAAUCCCGGUGAAAAAAGAAAAGUGUAAAGUUAUGAAAGAACUGAGAACUGAGAACUGAUACGUUGCUAGAUUACACUAUAUUUUUCGAUAAUGAAUCUAAUAUUUAAUUACAGAUAUCUGUAACACGAUUUAUUACUUGUCUCUAUCCAAGUGAUAGUAUUUAUUCGUCGCCGAAUCUUUGUUUAUGGUUCUAACAUUUUCUAUCGCUAUUCCAGGCGCGUUUAUUAAUCAUUAGAUUAACGUUAGAGGAAUGUUAGUAUGUGUUAGCGUAUACUUUGUUUACGCUGUGUUUCCAUUCGUUCAGAGGAUAAUAAGUCGAUUUGGUGGCCUUGCAAACGUUUCGUUUCAGUGUCGUAGGAUGUAAAUAGAAACGGAGUUUGAUACUCUGUAGUGAUUUAUUUAUUAUGUAGUAUUUUAAUUACGAACUAUAUCAUAAAUGUAAUAAAACAAUUAAAAAGACAAUACGGAUAAGA
Messenger RNA from Osmia bicornis bicornis, 3819 nucleotides. RefSeq lists its product as uncharacterized. Lineage: Eukaryota; Metazoa; Arthropoda; Insecta; Hymenoptera; Megachilidae. The transcript is spliced from 6 exons. Bases 2388 to 3074 code for a protein of 228 amino acids. The record is from RefSeq and is a predicted model, not a curated record.